This is a messenger RNA of Danaus chrysippus (African queen), 417 nucleotides long. The record is from the annotation of a GenBank genome assembly. Lineage: Eukaryota; Metazoa; Arthropoda; Insecta; Lepidoptera; Nymphalidae.
AUGGAUGGACGGACGACACGCCCGCGGAGACACGGCGGCACGACCACGACACGAUCACAACACGUGUUACAGACGCGGAAGGAAACGAGCCUGGAGGUGGUGGAGAUGACUAACAGAAUUGCGAUCAUUGGUAGCGAGCCAAGCGGCUUCAAAGACACUACACACGCCGAGAUAGACGAAUGUAUUCAUAAACUAGUGUUCACUAGUGACACCAGACGCUCACCGCUCCUACACAGAGGGACGGUUCACACUAGGAGCUACGGAUUGUUGUGUAACCGUCAGAUACAGAGCACCGUCUAUAGAACGUGUUCCGUACAUAAGAUAGGUUCAGUACAUACACCGAUGUUACGGACUGUUAGAGAGCGGGCCUCGCGUGUCGGCGCGCCUGUGAUCCAGCCGACUGGCCGCUGGGAGUGA